GAGAGUCACCUCCCCUCUUGCACAAACCAGAAGAGCAGAUGCUUGAAAACAGCCAACCAAUGCAGGGAAUAGAAAUGUCAAGAAAAAUCACAAGUUGCUGUGUGGCACUGUUGCUUGCCCUGACCUCAGUGUUUGGGGCUCAGCAAAGGCUAAACUCCAUCAAUGAUGUGCAACUGCCUAGAGAUAUUCUUGAGCUGCUUCGCUGGUUCGCCACUCAAGUGACCAUUAACAAUGUCAUCCAGCUAAACUUUGCCUGUGGUGAAUAUGGCUCACAUCAUUAUGGAAAUUUUGAAAGGCUGUUGGAAGAACCACGCAGAGGGUACCGAUACUACACUAUUGGUAAUAUCAAUGAAGGUUCGUCUCAUCUUGACCAUCCCUGGACCCAGCAUGCUGGACAGAACAAGGCUCGGAUCAUAUUUAGCGUCAGGAACGAGUAUGGAACUCAAUGGACUGUGGACAGAGUCUACAUCACACGGCAUUAUGACGCAUCUAGUAGACAAGGAACAAGCGAGUAUGAUCCGGACCAAACAUACGAAGUCUCUACCAACUUUUUAAGAGAAAUCAGGAGGUUGUCCAUUGAAGAAAUCCAACGGAUUGCUGGCGAUUCCCAGUUCAGAAACAGAUUAGGUGCCCGAUCACAGGAAUUUCACUUCCCCUACCAGAACAGCUCCAGACUUCAAUCUACUACAAGAGCAACCGAUCAGAGUGACCUGUGCUACAGAAUUCUUGCAGUCAUUGUUAUCAUUUUCUUAUUCAUUAUUGUUGCCCCACAACUUAAUGUGAAUAAAUAGCAAGACAUUAAAGAGAACAUGAAUCCAGACAGAUCAACCAAACUAAUGAUGGUGGCAAAAACCAGAAAGCCAGCAGAACCUUUAAAUUGACUGGUGACAAUUAAAAAUUUACAAAACUUUGUACCACCAAGCGGCCACCAGGUGCUAUUUUAUUCAGUUGUGUGCUCAGCUUUACUGGAAACUAGGGCUGGGCAAUUAAUCGAAUUUUAAUCGCAAUUACGAUCUGGGUUUUCAACGAUCAUAAAAAUGAAAUGGUCCGAUUAUUUUUUGUCCUUUGAUUUGUGCUGUUUUCAAAUCAAG
Molecule: messenger RNA, 1091 nt
Organism: Melanotaenia boesemani (Boeseman's rainbowfish)
Lineage: Eukaryota; Metazoa; Chordata; Actinopteri; Atheriniformes; Melanotaeniidae
Exons: 2
Coding region: 39-791 (250 amino acids)
Source: RefSeq, a predicted model, not a curated record